Messenger RNA from Tetrahymena thermophila SB210, 345 nucleotides. RefSeq lists its product as hypothetical. The record is from RefSeq and is a predicted model, not a curated record. Lineage: Eukaryota; Ciliophora; Oligohymenophorea; Hymenostomatida; Tetrahymenidae. The transcript has 2 exons.
AUGUAAUCAACUGAAGAAUAAAAGAAAACGAUUAAGGAAAAUUUCCUAAACUUAUUGUAUAAUAUUUUUUUUGAUUAUAAUGUCGUUGAUAUGAGAGAUGAAAUGAGAAAGAUUAUGAUUAAUGAAAUAUAUUAGAGGCCAAACCAUGAAAAGAGUUGCUUUUUUCCUAACUACAAAGAUUAAAACGAAGCUAAAGAAGAUUUUAAGGUAUAGGUUGAUACUGUAAUGAAUAAGCUUAAAAAUAAUUAGUAUGAUACCAAAGAUGAUAUUUAUAAAAUGGGUGAUGCCAUGUAUUUUAUUCCUUUGGAAGAUAUAAAGAAGAAUUUACCUCCUUUUUUAAGAUGA